ACAAUGACAACGACAACAACAAAAACAACCAUAACAAGCAAGUGCUCCUUGCUUAAUUGCUCGGAAACAAAACGCAACAUUUACUGAGGAGAGUGCUGUUAAAUAUAUUUUGUAAAGUGAGCUGCUACGCCUAUCCUUAGAACUUAGUAGAGAAAGCACGUUACCCGAUUGUGAGUGGACCUUCAGUUCUUCUGGCUCAAACUGGAUUGAAACUGCUUUUGACGUAAGGAAACUUGUUCACCUGUCACUAGCCUGGUCAAAGUACGAUGCCUCAAAAAUCGGCAAGUGGUGCAGUCAAGCAGGUUGGCGGCCGUAAGGUUGCAUUUAGCGGCAAAAAAAAGAAAGACCAACUAAAAAUGAAACGACAAAAGAAGGCAGGGAUCCAAAUGGGUCCAGCAGGGGACGAUGCAUCUGAAGGUGAACGCGAGCUGGGAGAUCGCGUACUCCGGAUUAACGAUAUGGGAAACCCCACUGGAAGGAACACAAGGUAUGCGUUGAUUUUUCAGCAGCAGACCAAAGAAGAAAUGGACGAGAUCAAGAAAAGGGUCCGGAGGCCAUUCAAGUUCCUUGGAGAGGAGGCAUUGUACCUCGUUCGUGAUACAGAUCCGCUGGGGAUGCCACGGCGUCCUGUGUGGGAGCAUGGUUGGUCAAAAGAAAAAUUGGACGCCCACGAGAACAAAUAUUUCAGAGAAUUCACACGCAAGUUGAUGCAAACACAACCAUCUUUGUCCUAUUUCGAGCUCAAUCUGGAGACGUGGCGUCAGCUCUGGAGAGUCAUAGAAAUGUCGGAUGUUCUCUUGCUUAUUGCCGAUGUGAGAUACCCCUUGAUACACAUUCCUCUAUCGCUUCUUGAGUAUAUUGGAGACCUCGGCAAGCGUGUUAUUAUAGUACUAAAUAAGGUGGAUUUAGUUGAUCCUGAACUUGCAGCCUCGUGGAUUACAUUUCUCGAAAAAGAGCACUCCGGAGUCAAGGUUAUACCCUUUGCUAGUUACGCGGGAUGCAAGGCCGUCGGCAAACAUGGGCGUGGCAAAAUGCGAACCCCACUACACUCUUGUUUAGCACUCUUGGAUGCCGUCAAGAGUGUACUCGGAAGUGAAGCUGCCAAGAUCGACUUAUCGUCGUGGGAGAAUAAGAUUCGUGAAGAUUGUGAGUUACAUGGAAGUCAGGUUGACCAUGAUUCCGAACUCGAGGUGGGAGAGGUGAUCGAACAGGACGACGUCGUACUAUCGAGUCGUUUUCAGGAGGGACUGUUUCUGACUCUUGGCAUGCUUGGGCAUCCUAACGUCGGAAAGAGCUCUCUUCUUAACGCCCUAAUGGGCAAAAAGGUUGUGUCAGUUUCUCGGACACCUGGUCACACGAAGCAUUUUCAAACCAUCUUUCUCACAAAACAGCUUCGCCUUUGCGAUUGCCCGGGACUUGUUUUUCCAACGAAACAUCCACGAGAGUUGCAGGUAGUUUCUGGCAGCUUCCCGAUUGCCCAGCUUCGGACACCUUUGGCAGCAGUCGAAUAUGUUGCGCAAAGAAUCCAUGUGGAGCGGAUUCUCAGAUUACCAAAGGUGGAUACCGAUGAGUCGGAUUGGUCUGCGUUCGAGAUUGCCGAAUCAUGGGCGGAAAAGAGAGGUUUUAUAACGGCUAGGACAGGCCGGCCUGAUGUCAACAGGGCUGCGCAUCAUUUAUUGAGGAUGGUGCUGGACGGCCGAACCCUCUGUGUAGCUUUUAGGCCCCCUAAAGAGGAACACGAUCAACAGCCUGAUAAAAAGCUUAUUAAUAAAAUCUUAGAGAUUCGAGGCGUGAAGCGCGAGGCGUUGUCGGACGUCGAUGAAAACGACGAGUCUGAUGUAGAUUCGGUAGAUUCUGAAGGAGGGGACGGAACCGCUGAUGAGGAGAGUGGCGAUAAUACAGGAGAUAAUAUCAGCUGUAAAAAAGGUGAAGCCUCAGGUGCAGAGAAGAAAAUCAUGAACAGAUUUGCGGCUCUUGUUGCUGACGACGACGAUGAUGAUAACGAUGAAUGAGGAUAAUGCUCCGAAAGACUAAAAAAAAACUGUAAAAAUAAGAAUAACUAUGGCUAAAGAAGAUGCAAAAUAGAAUUUACAUAAACAAAGUGCCUCUUCCCAUAUUAUCGCAGCACCCGAAUGUGGGAAUGGUCAAAAGUCAAGAAUAUACACCAAGAUUUAAAAAAAAACAACUGUUCUCAAAUUAUUUUUCGUUUAUAAAUAAUUUGUCCCUCGAAAGCAUCUUUUUUUUUAUCGUUUAAACGAGAUGAGUAUGUGAAGUUGUCCCUACUACUUUUCUCCAACUGAUACAUAUACAAGAGCCAUAUUUGAGUCAUAAAGAAGGUAUCUGUGAAUAUAAUGAUGAGUAGAAACAAUACUGAACCUGCAACAUGUUUUCGCACUUAUCCAUGUGCAUCCUAAAAACGCCGCCACAAGGUUCAAUGGUAAUGUUUUCGAAUUCUACUAGUGUGUAUUCGCUAGACGCGUAGUAAUACGAAUUUAUCUUUACAAAUGCCGGAGUUCUUCCGAAAGUGAAUUCAUUUAGGCAAACUUUAGAAAGGGUUCUAUUUUCCAAAUUAGGUAUUUUUCCCUAUCCAUAUUUAGAACACUUACUGCUGUGGACUCUUUGAAAGUUAAAGCUUUAAAAACCAAAUAACUGUGAGGAUAAAUGAAGCGAUUCGAUAGCACUGCAGAAGAUAAUCGAUCGUUGACGAUACAGUUCGUUUUGUAAACUCGAUUUUUAUUAGAUAUUUGCUGUUUAUUCACCUUGCAAGAUAUUACAGUAAUAAGACUUGAGCUUACAAGGAUGAAAAAGAAAUUGUUUGUGCUCUAAUAUAUUUAAAACAACUAUCAUUUUCGAUUAUAUAUACCCCACUGUACCUAGAGGAAAGUCCUAUAUGCAUUGCUCUAGUAAGGCUGAGAAUAUUUGCAUAUUUGAACACGAUUAAGAUGUUGUUCAACAUAUGUCUGCGGAGAGGUCUAUGGACGGGGUAUCAUAAUGUGAAUGUUUUAAAGAAAGGAUAAUAGGUAUGAAAUUAUAGCAAUGACAUGUUGACCUCAGACCUACCUUAAUCAGAGCUGCCUUUACUGCUCUUUGAACAUAUUAACUACUACCUCUAUUGCUAUUCUCACUCCGGAAGCAAACGGAAUCUAUGGGUAGAAAUACAUUCUGAUAAACACUUAAAUAGAUAUUUCUUUUUGUGUGUCUUGUCCCUUAAAGUGUUGUGCUUAGAAAUCUAUUUCCGCAUGAUCUCUCUUUGUAGUAAUAUCAGAUGAGACGCUUUUUAAAGGAGCUGUAAUGGGACGUAAUUUCGUUUUUAAAUGCGUUGCAGUAUGUGCCCCCCCCCCCCCCCCCCCCAAAAAACCCACAAAAAAUGCGUUUAACACCGUGAACAGAAAGGACUCUUAAAGUCCAUAAAAAACCACGAUCAGUUAACGACGUCAAAGAGAAUACAGGUAGGCACUUAUCGGCCGUAACAGUGUGGGCUGUGCAAACCACAGCGGCGGACCCGUUGGAGACACUGUGAACACUGCUAACAGAACUCUCAGAUCAAACGGUGCCAUAAAUAAAACAUAUAUAGCUUGCUACUAAUUAGCCGGGAGACUCAUUUGACGUAAAUAGUAUUGACAUUUAUUUAAUUUUGUACUAUCAGGCUAAGUUCAUAGUUGAUUUUGAGCACCAAAAGAAAUAUAGUAGCUCUGUACUGUGCAACAGGUGUAGUAAAUAUAUGGGGAAAAACAAACAUCAAACAGGCCUACACUGGUAAAGGUUGCUAACUUCGUGCUUCUGCCUGUGCAUUACGUUGACAAUCCUUUCUUUCGGAAGAUAGUAACUAAUCAGACUCCUGGAAGUCGAUUGCAUCCGAGUUAUCCAGUCAUAUGGAAAUCGAUUUAAUUUUUUCACAUAGAGUCCGUAAAGAUUUACAAUAAAUUUUUUUUAUUUAUUAUUGGAGUUUUAAAUUGCAGCGAUUUCUUUAAUAAUAC
Molecule: messenger RNA, 3977 nt
Organism: Varroa destructor (honeybee mite)
Lineage: Eukaryota; Metazoa; Arthropoda; Arachnida; Mesostigmata; Varroidae
Gene: Ns4
Product: Nucleostemin 4
Molecular function (GO): GTPase activity; GTP binding
Source: RefSeq, a predicted model, not a curated record